AUGGCUCGCUCGGCCACAGUUCCCCUGACCGACGUGUACGAAUCAUUAUGGUCUCACCGAGACCCACGGACGGCGGGAUGGGGUUUCAUCGCCGACGCCAAGUUCACCUUUCCGCUGCUCAUCGGGUACGUCUACUUCGCCAAGGUGGCCGGUCCCCGCUGGAUGAAAGACCGCAAGCCGUUCGACCUCAAGUGGGCGGUGCUCGUCUACAACGCGUUGACGGUGAUAGCCAACGCCUACUUCGCCGUUCGCUUUCUGUCGCUCACUUACGUGGGCGGCAACUACAGCCUGUUCUGUCAGGGUAUCAACUACAGCUCGCCCAGCGAGAGGGACAUGGCCAUCCUCAACCUGGGCUGGUGGUACAGCUUCGUGAGGAUCGGCGACUUCCUGGACACGGUGUUCUUCGUGUUGCGCAAGAAGAACGCGCAAAUCACGUUUCUUCACGUCAUUCACCACUUUCUGGUCGUGCUCAGCGGCUGGUUCUUCAUCAACUUCGGCGGUGACGGCCAGCCCAUCUUCGGCCUGUGCGUAAACGCCUUCAUCCACGUCAUCAUGUACUCGUACUACUUCCUCGCGGCCCUGGGACCUUCGAUGCAAAAGUACCUGUGGUGGAAGCGCUACCUCACCGAGCUGCAGAUUGUACAGUUCGUUGGCCUCAUGCUGCACAUGGCCAUCACGCUGGUCUACGACUGCGGGUACCCCAAGUUCCUCACAAUGCUGGCCCUGCCGCAAGGCUGUCUGGGACUGGGACUCUUCAUCAACUUCUACAUCAAGAGCUACAGGGCGCAGAGGAAACUCCACGCAAGCGCCGAUAAGCUAAAGAAGCACGACUAAUCAUCGCGUGCCCAGCGUGUGCUUGAAACAGGAAGAAACUGUGAUAGAAAACCAAGGCGAUAGAAACGAAACUGACUUAAUAGUGUUAAAAUUGUGUAUGAAGACUUAUGUGUGAAAGAUGCUUUGGCUUAUUUAAAUGAAACGCUGAAAACUUUU
This is a messenger RNA of Rhipicephalus microplus (southern cattle tick), 990 nucleotides long. RefSeq names its product very long chain fatty acid elongase 4. The record is from RefSeq and is a predicted model, not a curated record. Gene Ontology annotation, molecular function: fatty acid elongase activity. Gene Ontology annotation, biological process: fatty acid elongation, monounsaturated fatty acid; fatty acid elongation, saturated fatty acid; very long-chain fatty acid biosynthetic process. Gene Ontology annotation, cellular component: endoplasmic reticulum membrane. Lineage: Eukaryota; Metazoa; Arthropoda; Arachnida; Ixodida; Ixodidae.